Messenger RNA from Phyllostomus discolor (pale spear-nosed bat), 4827 nucleotides. RefSeq names its product leucine rich repeat containing 8 VRAC subunit D (gene LRRC8D). Gene Ontology annotation, molecular function: protein binding. The transcript has 3 exons. NCBI's taxonomy places the organism in Eukaryota, Metazoa, Chordata, Mammalia, Chiroptera, Phyllostomidae. The record is from RefSeq and is a predicted model, not a curated record. Bases 466 to 3042 code for a protein of 858 amino acids.
CACUCUUGACUUUAUUUCUUGACUCAUGCUCCUCCCCAGCCACGGAAAAGGCUUCAAAUAUGCGUACUUUGAUCUUACAACAAAAACAAGAAGGAAAACUAUCAGGUUGGAAAACACCUCUUAGUAGAGGUCAACCUCUUCAUCUGCCUCCCUCAGACGCAGGACAUUUUUGGAAAAAAGGAAUGAGGAAAAAAGAGUAAACUCAGAUUACAAGAAGAACUGACCCUCCAAUACGUCUUUAAUAGCAGAGACAGAACAAACGAGGCUGGGAAGCUAUUAGUGCCAAGAUAAAAUUGUGUGUGCCCCAAAUCCUAGGAAGUGCACGGCUGUCUGUAACGUGCUGCCGGGUCCCAGGAUGGAGGAGUGAAGUCUCCGCGUUGCGGCGGGUUCCAGCCUGCGGAGCCCACCGGAAGCCGAGUCCCGGGAGAGCGCCCUGAGGGAGCAGGGUGGCCGCCUGGUCCAGGAAUGUUUACCCUUGCGGAAGUUGCUUCACUUAAUGACAUCCAGCCAACUUACCGGAUCCUGAAGCCAUGGUGGGACGUGUUUAUGGAUUACCUGGCUGUCAUUAUGCUGAUGGUAGCCAUCUUUGCAGGAACCAUGCAACUUACCAAAGAUCAGGUGGUCUGCUUGCCAGUAUUGCCAUCUCCUGUAAAUUCAAAGGCACACACACCACCAGGAAAUGCCGACGUUACCACCAACAUCCCGAAGAUGGAGGCAGCCACUGACCAAGAUCAACAUGGGCAGGCGACAAAUGACAUUUCCUUUGACACAUCUGCUGUGACACCCGACAUACCUCUCAGAGCCACAUAUCCUCACCCAGAUUCCACAGUUACAAAUCAGGAGGCAAAGAAAGAGAAGAAGGAUCCAACAGGCCGAAAAACAAACUUGGAUUUUCAGCAAUAUGUAUUUAUUAAUCAGAUGUGUUACCAUCUGGCCCUUCCGUGGUAUUCUAAGUACUUUCCAUACCUUGCUCUUAUACAUACUAUUAUUCUUAUGGUCAGUAGCAACUUUUGGUUCAAAUAUCCCAAAACAUGCUCAAAAGUAGAACAUUUCGUUUCAAUAUUAGGAAAGUGCUUCGAAUCUCCUUGGACUACGAAAGCGUUGUCUGAGACAGCGUGUGAAGACUCGGAGGAAAACAAGCAGAGAAUAACAGGUGCCCAGACUCUACCAAAGCACGUGUCUACCAGCAGUGAUGAAGGGAGCCCCAGUGCCAGUACCCCAAUGAUCAACAAAAGUGGCUUUAAAUUUUCAGCUGAGAAGCCCGUGGUUGAAGUCCCCAGCAUGACCAUCCUGGAUAAAAAGGACGGAGAACAGGCCAAAGCCCUGUUUGAGAAAGUGAGGAAGUUCCGUGCCCAUGUGGAAGACAGUGACUUAAUCUAUAAACUCUAUGUGGUCCAAACAGUUGUCAAAACUGCCAAGUUCAUUUUUAUCCUCUGCUAUACUGCAAACUUCGUCAACGCAAUCAGCUUUGAACAUGUCUGUAAGCCAAAAGUCGAGCACCUGACCGGUUAUGAAGUGUUUGAGUGCACCCACAACAUGGCUUAUAUGCUGAAAAAGCUUCUCAUCAGUUACAUAUCCAUUAUUUGCGUGUACGGUUUUAUCUGCCUCUACACUCUCUUCUGGUUGUUCAGGAUACCUUUGAAGGAAUAUUCUUUUGAAAAGGUCAGAGAAGAGAGCAGUUUCAGUGACAUUCCAGACGUCAAAAACGAUUUUGCGUUCCUUCUACACAUGGUAGACCAGUAUGACCAGCUAUAUUCCAAGCGUUUUGGUGUGUUUUUGUCAGAAGUCAGUGAAAAUAAACUUAGGGAAAUUAGUUUGAACCAUGAGUGGACAUUUGAAAAACUCAGGCAGCACGUGUCACGCAACACCCAGGACAAGCAGGAACUGCAUCUGUUCAUGCUCUCGGGUGUGCCCGAUGCUGUCUUUGACCUCACAGACCUGGAUGUGCUAAAACUUGAACUGAUUCCAGAAGCUAAAAUUCCUGCUAAGAUUUCUCAGAUGACUAAUCUCCAAGAGCUUCACCUCUGCCACUGCCCUGCAAAAGUUGAACAGACUGCUUUUAGCUUUCUCCGAGAUCACUUGAGAUGCCUUCACGUGAAGUUCACCGAUGUGGCUGAAAUUCCUGCCUGGGUCUAUUUGCUCAAAAACCUUCGAGAGCUGUACUUGAUAGGCAAUUUGAACUCUGAAAACAAUAAGAUGAUAGGACUUGAAUCUCUCCGAGAGUUGCGGCACCUUAAGAUUCUCCACGUGAAGAGCAAUUUGACCAAAGUCCCCUCCAACAUUACAGAUGUGGCUCCACAUCUGACAAAGUUAGUCAUUCAUAAUGACGGCACUAAACUCUUGGUACUGAACAGCCUUAAGAAAAUGAUGAAUGUCGCCGAGCUCGAGCUCCAGAACUGUGAGCUAGAGAGAAUUCCACAUGCAAUUUUCAGCCUCUCCAACUUACAGGAACUGGAUUUAAAAUCAAACAACAUACGCACAAUUGAAGAAAUCAUUAGUUUCCAGCAUUUAAAACGACUCACUUGUUUAAAAUUAUGGCAUAAUAAAAUCGUUACCAUUCCUCCCUCCAUUACCCACGUCAAAAACUUGGAGUCACUUUAUUUCUCCAACAACAAGCUCGAAUCCUUACCAGUGGCAGUGUUUAGUUUACAGAAACUCAGAUGCUUAGAUGUAAGCUACAACAACAUUUCAAUGAUUCCAAUAGAAAUAGGAUUGCUUCAGAACCUGCAGCAUUUGCAUAUCACUGGGAACAAAGUAGACAUUCUGCCAAAACAAUUGUUUAAAUGCGUUAAGUUGAGGACUUUGAAUCUGGGGCAAAACUGCAUCUCCUCCCUCCCAGACAAAAUUGGUCAGCUCUCCCAGCUUACCCAGCUGGAGCUGAAGGGCAACUGCUUGGACCGCCUGCCAGCCCAGCUGGGCCAGUGUCGCCUGCUCAAGAAAAGCGGUCUUGUUGUGGAAGAUCACCUUUUUGACACCCUGCCACUCGAAGUCAAAGAAGCAUUGAAUCAAGACAUAAAUGUUCCCUUUGCAAAUGGGAUUUAAACUGAGAUAAUCCGUGCACAUCCAUGUGCCAGAACAGCUUCCUAGAUUGCAAGAGCUCACGUACAAGUUAUUGCAAAAUAAUGCGUUUUAGGAGUAGACACAUCUUUAAAAAUAAAACACAGAGAGGAUGCAUAGAAGGCUGAUAGAAGACAUAACUGAAUGUUCAAUGUUUGUAGUGUUUUAAGUCAUUCAUUUCCAAAUCUUUUUUUUUCUUUUUGGGGAAAGGGAAGCAAAAAUUAUAAUCACUAAUCUUGGUUUCUUUUUAAAUUGUUUGUAACUUGGAUGCUGCCGCUACUGAAUGUUUACAAAUUGCUUGCCUGCUAAAGUAAAUGAUUAAAUUGACAUUUUCUUACUAUAUCACCUUUUUUGAGGUGUCUUGAUUUACUUUGCUUAAUUGGUGCAAUGUCACUUUAACCCAGACCACUAAAGACAGACACAUCAUCAGGUCUAAACUUGUAAAUUUAGAUUUGCUGAAAUAUUGAUUUUUUUCCUGUUUUAAUUUAAAGCACCUCAAAUAAGCACUUCUUAUAAUAUUUGACUGGUACUGCUCCUUUGAGAAUCCCAGUUUAUAGAUUUUACACUCUUAAAGGUCUAAAAUGCAGUAAAGGCGUAUAGUUUGUUGGGGUUUUUGUUUGUUUUUAAAGAAUAAAUAACGACAAAAAUAAUAGAAAAUAGCAUUCCUUUUAAUAACAGCUGUUUUUCCAUCAUCUGGAGUUAUGAUUAUAUGGUGCAUUUUUCUACUAAUAAUCUAGGGUUACCAAUAAAUAGAAAAUGUUUUUAAAAAAUAAACGUAUCUGAUUACAACCAACAUAAAUUUUUUAAUGGCUUAAUGAUUAACCACCUUCCACUAUCACCUUUUGAAAGAUAACACAAAAUCAAAGCAAGUAUUAUUUAAUUUCCUGCCCUGUUUUCACUGCUGGGGAGGGGGCAGGAAGGACUUGCAGUUCAUUGGAAAACUCCUAACUUUCCCUGUUCAUUUUCGUGACAGGCUGUAUUUCCUCUGUCUGCAGUAGGAGGGGUCACGUCCAGGGAAAUGCUGGCAGGAUGUCCAUUUUAGAUGAUAGUUUUCCUUCUUUAUCUAACUUACAGAGUGUCUAAUUCCAUCUCAGAAAAUUAGAACAUUUUCUGCCACCUGUUUAGAUAUUGGCUGGCAAGUAUUUCAUACGCCUUUCUAUGGGAUUGUUUUUCCAAGAGAAGCAACGUGUUUGGCACUCUGGAUGACAAAGUACAAUAGUAUCCUCUCUAUGCAAGGCUCGGUUCACUGAAUGAAACACUGGACAUUCUCUUGCCACACCUUAUUAUGGCUUGAAGGAUUUUUCAGAGAAUAUGAAAAGAUGAACUCACAUCCUUGCUUUUCUUCCUGAGAACUGAACUCUGGGGGUACUGGCCUGUUGCAAGUGGCAGUGAACCUUUGCCUGCUCUACAGCUUGUAAGUACUUGGAGGAUUAUCUCCAGUCAAAAAGCCUGCAGCCACUGUGGCUCAGUUAGGAGCUGACCCCAGCUCCAGCAUCCUGGCCACUCUCUCUCCUCCUAAAAGAUUUGAGGUCAAGGAAAGGAUUAGAAAAGCCCAUGUUUAGAAAAUCAGAAGGGCAAAUUGGGGUAUAAGCAAAUUCUCCGAUGUGUAUAUCUUCCAUUUCUAUCAGCAUUCAUUAAUAUAAUGACUGGCAGUGAUUGUGCACCUACUAUGUGCCUCUGCACUUCAAGCAACUGCGGAUUCCACUUGGCUAUGUGGCGCUCUAUAGCAAACUGGGGAGAUGAAAAAAAAAUGAUGUGUCACAACUGUAA